UCUUUUUCUUCCGGAAAAGGAACCCACAGCUAUGAUCAGCUCAACAAGCAGCGAACGAAUCCGCAUGAAGCUAGAUGGAUUAAACUCCUCACAGCUCACAGAAAGGAAAGAAAAUACGAGAUCAAAACCAUCCGGACAGUACAAGCAAGUUAGGGUUCGUCACCAGCCCCCGUCCGGACGGAUCGGCGGUCCAGCGGAGCGGAGAAGCCGUGGAGGAGGAGGACGACGGCGGCGACCGUGGAGUCAGAGGAGGAUCCCUUGGAGGCGGCGUUCCUCGGUGGAAGGAGGCCUGGACCCGGGGGCGGGUGCUCGGCCGGCGGAAGUGCGGAGCGCGACGACCGUCAGAGUGCUUUGUUAUUAUCGAAUCGUUUUUUAUUCGCUUUCUUAUCUCACCCACCCCGCCUCCCCUGUCACUAACAGGUGGGCCCUCGCUGACAGAACCCUCUCCAGCGCCUCUCUCUCUUUUCCUCGAGUCACCACCAGAAAGAGCAGCGGCGGCGUCCGGCGGCGCCGCGGCGAGCGCGAAGGAGGACAGGGACGAGCGGCAGGCCGGCGACCAGCAGCACCCCUCUCUUCUCCGUUGGUGAUUCCUCCCCAGGUUGGAAGGAUGAGGAAGGGACUUCAUCCCCAGAUGCAGUGGAUCUCGUACGUGACGCAGAGCGGCAGGCUGAUCAACAUCAUGAUGACCAAGGUGAACCACACCGGCAAAGUGUACCACAUGAGGGCGAAGCGGCAGAUGGCUCAGAGCCUGGGGCAGAUCGCCAAGUUCAAACGCCGAUACGAGCAGGAAGCGCCGGAGGAGAACCAAGACAAGUAGGGCAGUGCUGUUUGCAAAGGAGAUAUGCAUUCUCCUUAGCCUUAAGCUGCAUCAUCAGAUUUUAGUUAAUGAACUUUGUUCAUGGAAUUUUGUUUCCAUUCUCAGGGAUAAUGCUGUUUAAACCUCUGCAAGUUCGUGUCACUUGCAUGUUGGGAUUCUCAGAGCCAUAAAACAAAAGGAAAUUUUGAAGCCAAUUAAUUUCUGUUUCGCAUCA
Messenger RNA from Triticum aestivum (bread wheat), 1031 nucleotides. RefSeq lists its product as uncharacterized. The record is from RefSeq and is a predicted model, not a curated record. The transcript has 3 exons. Lineage: Eukaryota; Viridiplantae; Streptophyta; Magnoliopsida; Poales; Poaceae. The coding region runs from base 32 to 817 and encodes 261 amino acids.